This is a messenger RNA of Lachancea thermotolerans CBS 6340, 2529 nucleotides long. RefSeq names its product phosphatidylethanolamine N-methyltransferase (gene CHO2). Gene Ontology annotation, molecular function: phosphatidylethanolamine N-methyltransferase activity. The record is from RefSeq and is a predicted model, not a curated record. The transcript has a single exon. Bases 1 to 2529 code for a protein of 842 amino acids. NCBI's taxonomy places the organism in Eukaryota, Fungi, Ascomycota, Saccharomycetes, Saccharomycetales, Saccharomycetaceae. Gene Ontology annotation, biological process: phosphatidylcholine biosynthetic process.
AUGAUCAAAGAGCGUAAGCCGUCCAAAAGCCGCGCCCCAGGAAAGGGGCAUAAACAGAUUCCAGGUGUCGCGAAGGAAUCCCAACCUAUUGCGCGGACGCGCACUGGGAAUGUCGAAUUCACGCCUGCCAAAACACACGACAUGGUGAGAUCUUUAUUUGAUCCUACGCUUAAAAAGUCGUUUUUGGAAUGUUGGAUCAGUUUGGCUAUCCUCUCUAAUGUCGUCCUGUGCUAUUUCAUGGCUACAAAGUUCGGUGCAAGCUUCACCAAGAAGUUCUUCCUGUGGCAAUAUGUUUUCUGGAGGCUGUGCUACAACGUUGGAAUAGGUGUGGUUUUGCACUUCCAGUCCAAUUACGAGACGUUGACUAACUUUGCAAAGAUGCGCAGUCUUUUCUCUAAGAAGAACCAGCAGUGGCUUGCACGCUUCUGCCGCUUUGAAAUUGAAUCCAAGAUGCCCAACACUUAUUGCUUGGAAGAGUACCCGGAGGAAUUUAAUGUGUGGCUUUUAUUCCGCCAAUUCGUGGACUUGAUCUUGAUGCAAGACUUCACCACUUAUAUCCUCUUUGUCGUUCUAUCCAUCCCCAAGACGGUUCUUUCCAGCCACACUGUCAGUUUCGCGCUUGGUGUCAUCAUGAUUCUGUUCAACGUUUGGGUGAAAGUUGACGCCCACCGCGUAGUAAAAGAUUAUGCGUGGUAUUGGGGCGACUUCUUUUUCUUCCAAGACUCCAAGCUUGUCUUCGAUGGUGUCUUUAACGUCUCUCCUCACCCCAUGUAUUCCAUUGGCUACAUGGGCUACUAUGGUUUGAGUUUAAUAUCGGGUGAUUACAAGGUUCUUUUGGUGUCUAUUGGUGGUCACUUAUUGCAAUUCCUCUUCCUCAAGUACUGCGAGAACCCGCAUAUUGAGAAGAUUUACGGCUCUGACGCUGUUGAGAAUGACAACGCUCACAUCGAUGAACUUUUGGUCAAGGAGAAUCCCAACUAUUCUAAGCCGCUAAUUACCAAAGGUUUGUGGUUCACUAACGUCGACAAGUUGAGAUUAACAGAUUAUUUUACGAUACUAACUGUGGCCUCCAUUGUCCUGUUCACCUUUUUUUUGAAGCCCUCUACAAAGGCGCUCUUCUGGGCUACUCUUGUUGCGAAAAUUACGACUUCGCUAUUUAUAUCGCUGGUGUUGCAUAAACAGUCAACGUCCAAGUGGUUUACUAGGUUAUUUCUGAAAAAUGGCUACACUCAAGUUCAUUCUUUUUACCAGUGGCAGUUUCUUUACAACUAUUGCUUAACGGUUUCUUACACUCUACUCAUUUUGCAAACCUGGAGCCAGUUUAGGCAUUUAGAAUCCAGGAACUACACGCAGAUCAUUUUUGGGUUCCUCUUGUGCUGGUUACAGAAAUGGUGUGACGACGAGAUCCUCACAGCAAUCUCUGAGUUUGGGUGGUUUUAUGGUGACUUUUUCCUUACCAACUACAUCAGUUCUAGAAAGUUGAACUCCAGAGGGAUCUACAGGUACUUGAGCAACCCUGAAAGGUUCCUUGGGGUGGCGGGCUGUUGGGGCGCCGUGCUAAUUACGCAUUUUUCACCUUAUAAUCUUAUUUUAGCUGCGCUCUGGACGGCGGCUAACAUUGCUCUCGUUAAGCUCGUUGAGGAACCACACGUUUCUAAGGUCUACGGUACCUCUGAAAGAAAGAGCGGUGUUUCGAAGACAUUAAUGGGUUUCAAGCCCAUCAGAAGAUUUUCAGAGAUCAUGGAUAAAAUGGAACUUAGACUUGUCAGACAUCUUACUUCUAACGAUUCACCUUUUGAAGAAGAGGCACCAACUAGUGAGGAAGCUCAAUGGAAUGAAGUUGUUCAACUCGCACUACAGAGUGUCACGGCUAACCUCGCGCCCAACUGUGAAUUCAAGCUUGGUGAUGGUAAAUGCGAUACUUUUAUCAUCCCCGGCCCCGUCGAAGCGCACUGGAAGCUACCCUCGAAGCUCUACAAUAACGAUGAUUGGAUAGGCCUUUACAAGGUUUUUGAAACAGGCGAAGAUCGCCAGAGGACAAGAGUAUCGUCUAAUGGUCGCUGGACUGGCACCAAUGAAGCUGCUUUCCCAUACAGUGGACGGCCCAAAAAGUCCAUUGUUAAAUUUCAGAGAACAGGGGACUUCGUUAAUGGCACAGUAAAGUUUGAUCAUUCGCUGAUGUUUUAUGAAGAGGGUGUUUACGAACUUCGAUACCACAGCGGAAACACACACAAGGUGCUCAUGAUUUCACAGCCUUUUAGACUUUCUUUGCCCAUCGUCAAGGCCGAAUCGGCAGAAGAACUGAGCGAAGGUUUGCAUCAGUUUUUGGCGGAAGUACAUGCCCUAGAUGGCAAUUCUUUCAAUCCAAAUUCGAACAGGUAUUUGGGAGACAGAUUUUUGAAAGGACUCAUUAAGAAGGCUUCCGGCGUUGACUUAUCAGUGAAGUACUUAAGGAGGAUAAACUACGACGUCAGCAUCAUAGGAAAAAGGGUGCAGGAAAUUAAAGCUGUUCUUGAAAACCUUGAAUAG